GCCGAGCCCAGAGCCCGCACCGCAGAAUCGGCGGUGGCUAAAGGGCUGUAUGUUGUUUUCCGGCGGCGUGGCUGGUCCUGGUGGCUCGGGGAGCGCGGAAGUUCAGAUAACCCAGCGUGCUACCUGCAGUCUGCCAUUUCAAGGCCUCCUUUGAGAUCUGUGCCUUAGUUCUGCCCAGCACCUUAGCUCACCAUGGGGAAUCAUUUGACUGACAUGGCGCCCACCCCCUCCUUUUUGCCCCACUUCCAAGCCCUGCACGUUGUGGUCAUUGGGCUGGAUUCGGCUGGAAAGACCUCCCUCCUUUACCGUCUCAAGUUCAAGGAGUUUGUUCAGAGCGUCCCCACCAAGGGCUUCAACAUGGAGAAGAUCCGGGUGCCUUUGGGGGGAUCCCGUGGAAUCACCUUCCAAGUGUGGGAUGUUGGGGGUCAGGAGAAGCUGCGACCACUGUGGCGAUCCUACACCCGCCGGACAGAUGGACUGGUGUUUGUGGUGGACUCUACAGAGACUGAGCGGCUAGAGGAGGCCAAGGUGGAGCUCCACCGUAUCAGCAGGGCCUCGGAUAACCAGGGGGUGCCGGUGCUGGUGCUGGCCAACAAGCAGGACCAGCCCGGUGCUCUGAGCGCAGCCGAGGUGGAGAAGAGGCUGGCUGUCCGAGAGCUGGCAACUGCCACGCUGACCCAUGUGCAGGGCUGCAGUGCUGUGGAUGGGCUGGGCCUGCAGCCAGGCCUGGAGCGUCUGUACGAGAUGAUCCUUAAGAGGAAGAAGGCUGCCCGGGCAGGCAAGAAGAGACGGUGACCCAAGGCUGCCCCUUCCUACCUACUAGGGGUCAGUACACAUGGAUAGUCAGGCAGGGCAUGUGACCCUUCAGCCUGGGUGCUGGACCUGUCCACCUCAAAGGACUGAGGAGCAUGGGGGUCCUGUUUUGGUGCCACAAAGGGGGAGGGGAUGGGAGAGGAGGUGUCUUUCAGCGCUCCAUCUUCACCUCUAGAGUCAUAGGGACUGCAAGACAUCAGACUUAAAUGUAAAUGCUGACUCUACCUCGGCCCUGGCCCUCCUUUUCCUUCCGUUUUGUUUGGAUUGUGUAUUUUUUUUGGUCUGGGGAGGGUGUGUAGAAAGCUGUUUAGAGAAUAUUUGGGAUGAAUGAGAACCAUCUCCACAUUUGGGGGCGACCGCAGCUGCUCUUCUAGGAACUCAGUCACAGUAAUCUUUAUUGUUGUGUCUGUGUGGAAGUGCCAAGACUCCCUCCUCACAUUUGUAGAUCCACAGUACUUUUUAUAAGCCGUGUAUGUCCUCUGUAUUAUUAUUAACUAAUUUUUUUAGCAUUUACCUGUAAGUUAUUAAAGUUGGAUGAUUCUGGCUC
Molecule: messenger RNA, 1360 nt
Organism: Nannospalax galili (Upper Galilee mountains blind mole rat)
Lineage: Eukaryota; Metazoa; Chordata; Mammalia; Rodentia; Spalacidae
Gene: Arl4d
Product: ADP ribosylation factor like GTPase 4D
Exons: 2
Coding region: 193-795 (200 amino acids)
Biological process (GO): intracellular protein transport; vesicle-mediated transport
Cellular component (GO): cytoplasm
Molecular function (GO): GTP binding; GTPase activity
Source: RefSeq, a predicted model, not a curated record